Molecule: messenger RNA, 1134 nt
Organism: Mucor velutinosus
Lineage: Eukaryota; Fungi; Mucoromycota; Mucoromycetes; Mucorales; Mucoraceae
Gene: LEO1
Product: Paf1 complex component
Exons: 4
Coding region: 1-1134 (377 amino acids)
Source: RefSeq, a predicted model, not a curated record
AUGACCGCCGAAGAAAAGAAGGGGCAAUCUACCUCUGGUAUUCGCUCAGGACAUGAAUUGAAUCAAGAAAAGCUCGAAGCCUAUCUCUUGAAGCAUGUCGAAGGUUUCAAAACCCCUUUGCACAUUAGUCAAUUCCAAUUUGGACAAUCCAAUCCUACCUAUCUCUUGAAAGACGGAAACCAACAACAGUACGUUCUUCGCAAGAAACCACCAGGUGCUUUGCUCUCCAGCACAGCCCAUGCUGUAGAAAGAGAAUAUCGUAUCAUUCAUGCUUUAGGGACAAAGACAGAUGUUCCUGUGCCCAAAGUCUAUGUCCUGUGUGAGGAUAACGACGUUAUUGGAACACCUUUCUACGUUAUGGAGUUUUUGGCUGGUCGCAUUUACGAGGAUUGUCGUAUGCUUUCAAUCCCCUUUGAAGAGCGCAGAAAGCUCUGGUUCUCUGCAAUUGAGACAUUGGCAAAAUUGCACCGUGUUAAUUUCAAAGCCAUUGGUCUCGAUAACUAUGGUCGUCAUUUAGGCUUCUAUGAUCGCCAAAUGAAGUCCCUGGGCAAGGUAUCACAAGCACAAGCAAAUGUUCAAGACGAGUAUGGACAAGCAGUUGGGCCUCUUCCUCGUUUGGAUGAAAUGUUUGCAUGGUUCAAAAAGAAUCAAGUGAAGGACCAAGCUACUAUCGUUCAUGGUGAUUUCAAGAUUGACAACAUGAUUUUCCACCCUACUGAGCCGCGAGUGAUUGGUGUGCUUGAUUGGGAGCUAUCUACCAUUGGACACCCAUUGUCUGAUCUGUCUAACUUAUUACAGCCUUUCUAUGUUCCUGCCAGUGACGAUACCUCCGUGGGCAUGUUGGGCUUCAAAAAUUCCAAGGAACCAUUGCCUGUUCCUGAAGCCAAUGAGCUUAUCCAACAUUACUGCAAGACAUUGGGACAACCCUAUCCCAUUGACCGCUGGAUGUUUGCAGUUGCCUUCUCAUUCUUUAGACUGGCUGUUAUUUUGCAAGGCAUCGCUGCUCGUGUUGCUCGCAAGCAAGCUUCCUCUGCUCAAGCCAAGAACUAUGCAGACAGAUUCAAGCCAGUUGCUCAAAUGGGCCUCGCUAUUGUUGAUGAGGGAAACCUGGAUCAUCCAAGCAGCAAACUCUAA